This is a messenger RNA of Sinocyclocheilus anshuiensis, 396 nucleotides long. RefSeq names its product hexokinase-2-like. The annotation marks the transcript as partial. Gene Ontology annotation, molecular function: fructokinase activity; ATP binding; D-glucose binding. NCBI's taxonomy places the organism in Eukaryota, Metazoa, Chordata, Actinopteri, Cypriniformes, Cyprinidae. The transcript is spliced from 2 exons. Gene Ontology annotation, cellular component: cytosol; mitochondrion. Gene Ontology annotation, biological process: intracellular glucose homeostasis; carbohydrate phosphorylation; glycolytic process. The record is from RefSeq and is a predicted model, not a curated record.
GUUUGAGAAGAUGAUCAGUGGGAUGUAUAUGGGUGAGCUGGUCAGACUGAUCCUGGUGAAGAUGGCUAAAGACGGCCUGCUCUUCCAGGGACACACCACUCCAGAUCUGUUCACCACUGGCCACUUCCAGACCUCCUUCGUCUCUGCCAUCGAGAAUAAAAAGAGCAGCGAGGGUCUGCUGAGAGCGGAGCAGGUUUUGAGAGGACUGGGUCUGGACUCGUCUCCGGAGGACUGCGUGGCCGCACAGAGAGUGUGUCAGAUCGUCUCAACACGAGCAGCUCAUCUCUGUGCCGCCGCGCUCGCGGCCGUCCUGCGGCAGAUCCGGGAUAACAAAGCCACAGAGAGACUGCGCACCACUGUCAGCGUGGACGGAUCGGUCUACAAGAACCACCCACA